This is a messenger RNA of Pocillopora meandrina, 468 nucleotides long. NCBI's taxonomy places the organism in Eukaryota, Metazoa, Cnidaria, Anthozoa, Scleractinia, Pocilloporidae. The record is from the annotation of a GenBank genome assembly.
AUGGAGACGUUCUUAAUGGUGAAACCCGAUGAGUUUCGAGCUUUGGUAGAUUAUUACAAGGGAAAAAUUACUGAAAGUACUCUUCUGGACAAAGCCGCACGCGUGGCCGCCGAAGCAAAACUGUUAUUAGAAGAUAUAUCUACUCUUACUGCUUUAAAAGAACCUGUGGUAAAAGAAUUGUUGAUGCAAGAACGCAAGCUUACUGACAAAUUGAGACAGAUUCCUAUCGCUGGUGGUGUAGAACCUCCACCUCGAGACGAUGAGGGUAAUCUCAUGGAGGGGUUGCAAGAGGGAUUGUUAAAAGAACUCAUUAAAUCCAUAAAUAUGAGGGGACAAGCCGCCGUACCUCAGAUGACACCCAAGAGGGAACCUGUCACACCUGCGGGGAUCAAGAACGAACCCGUCACCCCUGCGAAACCGGGAACGUCCAAGAUUCCUUUUCUCACAGCUCCAUCCCAAAAGAUACAA